CGUAGUUCAGGCGCAACGGAAAUCUCACAGCGGCGCACUUUACCACGCUCUCGUCCAGCUGCGGUGUUGCUGAUGGGAGCAGUAGUAGCCGUGACGUGUCGGUGACGCGGCAGCACCCUCCUCCCUCGCUCCGCUCUCCGCCAGCAGGACAAUGCUGUUGUUUGGUUUUCAUCUGCGGGCUGACAGGACGAAGUCUCCCGCGGGCUGCUCGGGGAUCAGAUCCGCGUUUUCCUGCCCAAACAGAAGAGUGCAUGAAAGUACAUCGGACCAAAGAUGGAGGCCUGGCCAGCGGUGGCCUGGGUCCUGCUGAUGACCAGCAUCGCCGACUGGCUGAAAACUGUCCAGUCGCGGGACUUCACCAUGAUGGACAUCAUCCUGCUGCAUCCCUCAACUACACCUCAUCCAGGUGGCUUCAAGUGCUUCACGUGUGAAGACGCUGCAGACAACUACGAGUGUAAUCGCUGGGCGCCGGAUGUCUACUGUCCAAAAGAUGCCAGAUACUGUUACACGCUCCACAUGAUGGAUCACCAUGGGGAGAGCGUGUCCGUCACCAAGCGCUGUGCGACCCUGCAGGACUGUCAGUUCGCUGGCUGCGCUACCGUCACCGAUAACGGCUAUCAGGUGUGCUCAUCGUGCUGCGAGGGGAACAUCUGCAACGUGCUGGUGCCGAGGAACGAGAGCAGCGCCGUGUUCUCCUCCAAGUCCCCUCUAGUCGGCUCCAGCAGGCGGGUUCUUCCUUCGCCGCUGAGCUGCAUCAGCGUCAUCGUCAUCAGUAUCUUCGCAGCCGGACAUGUUUGAGGAGGACAAACUCUGAGCCUGCCACUUCUGUACUAUACUCCACUUAAAUUAGGUUCUUCCUCCUGUCAGACAAUACUUACAAUAUGCUCAAACUUUUUUUUUUGUAAUUUAUUUAUACCAUAUAAAUGCCAGUAUUAUUACGAGUCUAUUACUAUUAAACCAUGUCCGUGUGUAUUUUUUGAGGUCUUGUUUGUCUUAAUUAAAUAGCCUGUGAAAUUCAUUAUCAUUGUGUGUGUUGUAUGUAAUUAAUAUAUGUACAAUAAAUCAUUCAUUUCUGUGGUUUACUAUGAUGAGACUGGCUUAAAUAAAUGCACUUGUCCUGUUGUGAGCGGGUUUGCUUGGGGGUGAUCCUCAGUAUAAAGUGAGCAAGGGUGGACUCAGGAUGUUUGAGGGUCAGGGGCAGACAAAAUUUACUUUUACUAUUUAUGUGUAUGAACCUGGGUCACUGUUUUGAUCACUUACAACUUGGCUCGACAGAAAAUUAAUGACUUGAACGUAAAGGUGAAAUAUUCGUGAAUGCUUUGACUUUAGACAUGAUGAGGUGAAGCCCUUGUCUGCGCUAAAUUAAUGUUUUCAGUUUUUCACUGUUUGAAAGUGAGAGAGAAGCAAUUAAAAGGUGCAAUAUGUAAGAAUUGGCAACAUCUUGCACUUGGGCAGGCCAGGGUGAGCUGGGUACCAUGCUGACUUCAUUAAAUUUUAAGUUAUUUCUUCACAUUCAACUCAAAUCUUACAUAUUGCACCUUUACGAAAGAAACAGGCUGUUAAAAAGUCCAAACAUCUGCUAGUGCUAAUAAAAAUAUAGAAAAAAAAGGUAAACAUCAUAACUUGUUGUCAUUUAAGAGUCACAGAAUAACCUUAAUCAGAGUUGAGUACACUUUCACUAAAAAUGUUAAGUGAAGGAUUUAAACCAGCCUGUCCGCAGUGACUCACAUCAACCACUAGGUGGGGACAAAUAGCCACAAGUCUUUCUGUCUACUAUUCAAACAAAGCUGAAUUUACAGAUGGGCACUAACACAGAGGACACAGAUGAGGUGUUGAAAUCUGAUGCAGCAGUUCAGCUUUCUUUGUUAAGCUGCUCACAGAUCAUCCAACAGUUUUGAGUAAAGUUCAUAUUAAGAAACUAAAAUCAGAAAGAACAAGGAGAAAUGUCUGUGAAGGGGGCACACACUCAACUGCGACACGAAGUACAGCAUCACAGCAGCGUGAUGAGAUGUCACUUUUUAUUUGUUCAGCAGUUCCGGGUGAGUUCUGUCACAGCUUGUUGCUUCAAACCGGGAGAGCAUCCACAUUUCUUUAUAUCCUGUGCAACGAAAAAACACAUCCUGUACAUGUUUGUAUGAAAAGUUUAUCGACCUGAUAUCAUUUGGUAAGAAUCCUAUCUGAAGAUCAAGAAUCUGAAUCUUUUCACAUUUGCGUCCAACGGCUGCUUUCAGACCAUUUCAAACGCACGAUACUUUUAUAUUAAAACACAGAAAAAGUGUUAACAUAGAAACUUUCCGAACAUCUUGAAAAGCCUUUCAUUUGUAGUCAGAAUCGUUCCCAAUGCACCGAGUGUGUUUCCUCCCUGGAUGUGGUGCAGGAUGAACUGGGCUGACAUGUCACCUCCCAUCAGUCGGGCACAGCAUUGAGAUUUACAUUAAAGUCUCACUCAGGUCCUGGUUACAGUAAGACAAACUCUGCACAGCCUUUCAAUGAGAGCACCAUACACCAAGCUCUUCAAGCCAUAAACAGAGGCCUUGUGUUUGGAUUUAGUGCUGCGAUUUAUUAAAUAAAGCAAAAAAAAAAAAAAAA
Molecule: messenger RNA, 2589 nt
Organism: Acanthopagrus latus (yellowfin seabream)
Lineage: Eukaryota; Metazoa; Chordata; Actinopteri; Spariformes; Sparidae
Gene: lypd6
Product: LY6/PLAUR domain containing 6
Exons: 5
Coding region: 274-798 (174 amino acids)
Biological process (GO): positive regulation of canonical Wnt signaling pathway
Molecular function (GO): acetylcholine receptor inhibitor activity
Source: RefSeq, a predicted model, not a curated record